CACAAAUGGAUGACGGGGUGGACCUCCCGAGCCAAUUCCUCUUCCCGCACCCGGAGAUGCCCGGCGCCUUCAGCGACCUCCUGGGCGACGCCGCCGCGACCUGCACCCACACGCACACCUGCAACCCUCCGGGCCCGUCGGCCGCCACGCACACGCACACCUGCCUGCACACCCACACCCACCAGCUCUUCGCCGCCGGCAGCGAGGACGACGACGCGGCGCGGCCCCGCCGGCCGCUGGGGAACCGGGAGGCCGUGCGCAAGUACCGGGAGAAGAAGAAGGCGCACGCCGCGUUCCUGGAGGAGGAGGUCAAGCAGCUGCGCGCCGCCAACCAGCAGCUCCAGCGCCGGCUGCAGGGCCACGCCACGCUUGAGGCCGAGGUGGCGCGGCUGAGGGGCCUCCUCUUCGACGUCCGGGCCAAGAUCGACGCGGAGGCCGCCGGCGCGUUCCCGUUCCAGAAGCAGUGCAGCGUCGGCUCCGUGGCGUGCGCCGACCCGACCCUCUGCUUCAACAAUGGCAACUCUGAGGUCGGUGGCGCCUGCUGGGAGGACAGCUCCGGGCCGGCGGCUGCGGAUUACAGGUUCGAUGAAGACGGCAAUGGCAAUGGCGGCGCGUCGCGGGAGAUCGAUGCUCCGGAACAACCGGUGCGUUCCAUGGAUGUCGUUGAGCUCUGCUGCUUCCCUAGCUGAAUCUAUGAAUGUGAUCAAGGAUUGUUUCGGCAGUUGUUGCAUGAGAGUUGUUUUACAUUUUUGGUGAAAACACACUCUCAUGGAAUGAAAGGGCGAUCAGUGAGUAUAACUGAUAUGAUGUUCUUAUGUUUUGAUACUAUGCUUAUACUCAUAUAUAAUAGCAAUAGAAGGAGGUUACAGUUAUACUCAGGAGGAUGUGUUCUGGUACAAAAUUGUAAUGCCAAUAUACGCUUGAUCUCUGAACCUCCGGUUUGGGUUCGUUAGUAUUCAGGCAAUCGGAUGGGACCAUGAUACUGAUAAAAAAAUGCACCGUCUUCGGUUC
Molecule: messenger RNA, 1011 nt
Organism: Triticum urartu
Lineage: Eukaryota; Viridiplantae; Streptophyta; Magnoliopsida; Poales; Poaceae
Product: basic leucine zipper 24-like
Biological process (GO): DNA-templated transcription; regulation of transcription by RNA polymerase II
Molecular function (GO): RNA polymerase II cis-regulatory region sequence-specific DNA binding; DNA-binding transcription factor activity, RNA polymerase II-specific
Source: RefSeq, a predicted model, not a curated record